Artibeus jamaicensis (Jamaican fruit-eating bat) is the source of this 3735-nucleotide messenger RNA. It is a transcript of the gene ASB5, whose product is annotated as ankyrin repeat and SOCS box containing 5. The transcript has 10 exons. The record is from RefSeq and is a predicted model, not a curated record. NCBI's taxonomy places the organism in Eukaryota, Metazoa, Chordata, Mammalia, Chiroptera, Phyllostomidae. Gene Ontology annotation, biological process: protein ubiquitination; intracellular signal transduction; positive regulation of protein catabolic process. Gene Ontology annotation, molecular function: protein binding. Bases 851 to 1840 code for a protein of 329 amino acids.
CCGCAGCACCACCUGCCCCAGGGCUCCUUGGCCCCUUCCCGCAGGACGGACGCCAGCGGGACUGGACAGGAGACCUGUCUCCCGGCUGCGAUUCAAACUCUCCUGAAGCUUUUGAUUUACGUAACGUUUCUGCGGAGAAUUUAGAGGAUCUUCUCACAAAGACUUGCUUGGAUGAUGACCCGAUCAUUGUCUGUUUCAUUGCAACCUAAAACCAUAAUAUUUGGUAACAAAGAAGAGGACCUGUUGAAAAGAAAGUUGAGCGAUAGAAGGCAAAUUCUCUAUUCCUACUGACAGGAUCCAAAUAGAGCCCCCCACCAGGAACUGGGGUAGCCAGCUUCCCUAAAGCUGCAUUGGAAGAUGCAAGAAUGACCACGGCACUUGGCUUCCUGAAAAUUCACGUGCAGGGAGGUGAAUUCCAGAGGCAAAGAAGGCAGACAGCCCCAACACCAGCAUGCUGAACUCGGCCUCAGAGGGCAGAGCCCAACACCAUGUAGGAGAGGACUCCUCCCUGUGCCUGACUCAGUGAGGAGUAAGCUGUUGGAAGACCUCGUGGAAUUCGCAAAGAAGCUCCGCAUUGGACCACCCGUGCUGCGCAGAUCCAACACCCUAGGAACGCAUCUCCUAAGCAGCAACCCUCUCCGAUGAGCUCAGAUAACCCAUCAGAGUUUUACUGAGUGAAGAGGGCCUUCUCAAUAUCUGACUUUACCGAAAAGCAGGUGAACGGCUGAUCCAUCCCUGAAGGUACCAAUGCAGGUUCCCAUGACCAGCUGUUCAGGAGCAUCCCGGACGAGAGCCAGGCACAGUCGGGGACUUGGCUCUCACUGCCGGCGCGGCAGAUUCCUGUGCAGCCAUGUCGGUGUUAGAAGAAAGCCGACCAUUUGCUCAACAGUUAUCCAAUGUCUACUUCACGAUACUUUCGCUGUUCUGUUUCAAGCUGUUUGUGAAAAUCAGCCUGGCCAUCCUCAGUCACUUCUACAUCGUCAAGGGCAACCGCAAAGAGGCGGCGAGGAUCGCGGCGGAGUUCUACGGAGUGACCCAAGGACAAGGUUCCUGGGCAGACCGCUCACCACUACACGAAGCAGCGAGUCAAGGUCGUCUCCUCGCCUUGCGAACAUUGUUAUCACAGGGUUAUAACGUCAAUGCAGUGACCAUCGACCAUGUCACCCCACUGCACGAAGCCUGCCUGGGUGACCAUGUGGCAUGUGCCCGGACCCUUCUGGAAGCAGGAGCUAACGUCAACGCGAUCACCAUCGACGGCGUGACCCCCUUAUUCAACGCCUGCUCACAGGGCAGUGGGAGCUGCACGGCGCUCCUGCUGGAAUACGGCGCCAAACCCCAGCUCGAGUCCUGUCUUCCUUCUCCCACACAUGAGGCAGCCAGCAAAGGUCACCACGAGUGUCUGGAGAUCCUGAUCUCAUGGGGCAUAGAUGUCGACCAGGACAUUCCUCACUUGGGGACGCCGCUGUACACAGCCUGCAUGUCGCAGCAGUCCCACUGCAUCCGGAAGCUUCUCUAUGCUGGCGCUGAUGUGCAGAAAGGUAAAUACUGGGAUACACCACUCCACGCCGCCGCUCAGCAGUCCAGCACAGAAAUUGUCAACUUGCUGCUAGAAUUUGGAGCCGAUAUCAAUGCCAAGAACACAGAACUUCUGCGGCCUGUCGAUGUGGCCACGUCCAGCAGUCUGGUGGAAAGGCUACUGCUUCAGCGUGAAGCGACCCCGAGCUCCCUGAGCCAGCUCUGCCGGCUCUGCAUCCGCAACUACAUCGGGAGGCCGCGCCUGCACCUCAUCCCCCAGCUCCAGCUUCCCACGCUGCUGCAGAACUUCCUGCAGUACCGAUAAAGCGGCAGAUUCCCAACACCCAGAACAGCAGAGGCUUCUAUGUCAUCGGCAUCGCGUGUAUUUCAUGUUAAAAUAUGCUCAAGAUAGGGUCAGAGUGUGACAACACCCAGGGAAGAAGUGAGCUAUCCAUUUUAAGCGUAAGUGUGCCGGUGGGUACCAUUGUUGUAGGCAUCGUUACUGUAUUUGGACAUAGUAUGUUAAAAAUAUCGGUAUGUUUUUCCCAUAUACACAUUUGUUAAUUUAAAAAAAAAAAGAGUUCUCUAUUUUAUGUUUUUAGAACAAAAAGGAAAAAUGUGAACUCUAACCAAAAUGAUUCACAUAUUGCAUUUUAAAAGGUCUAUAUUCUUCAAAUAAUGUAUUAACCUUUUAAUGUUGGUCAUUGUCAUUGAUUCUCUGUAUUUUGGGUAUUAAUACAAAAUAUGCAGAUGGUUUUGAAAAGAGCAGCUAAUACCCCUUUUGAAAGGAAGACCGCUCAUUCAGGAAAUCCACAGGGCUGCAUGUGCACUGCCAUUAGAAUGUUCAAUCAUAGAGAAAAGACAAAUCGUGCCCUCCUUGCAAAGACCUCACGAGUCUCUUCUCCACCUUAAGUGGACCUGGUCCAGGAACGGGCAGGACUGAUGGUUAUGCCCCCGCCCUCUCUCACCCGGAGGUGUGGAGAACAUCACGCACCCACUGAGGCUAUUUUAAGACUGCCUCUUUCUCAAGGGUGGCCUCUCUGGGUCUCUCUCAGUGCCAUUGUCCAUAUCUCUGCAGCCUUCUUCCAUUUCAGAAAUUGGCAACAGCUGGUGGUACCAGGACUGGAGCAAGUGCACUUUCUAUCCACUCGAUAAAGAGGCCCCGGCCAGACCCUGGGAGCAGGGCAGUCCCAGGCUGUAGGGAACGGGAGAUUAAUUAUUCCUUUAGCUGUGGGGUGCCACUUGGCAAACUUAGAGAACUUAAAAAUGUGCCCUCUGUGUAGACAUUGAUAGUGGCGUUUUUAAUUCUUACACAAAGCAAGGGUUUUUAGCACACACUGAUUUGGUAAGGGGGUGUUGGAUCAGAGAAGAUAUUCCUAAAAUAGUGUCCCUUGCACAGGUUAAUACUUCAUUUUUUUCUCUUCUGCUUUAACUGUACUCGAGUGCAAUAUAAAACAGAACACAAACAUUUUAUGUCCCCUUAUAAUUUUAGACCAGACUUGAGUCUAUUAUGAAUUUAGAAAAAGGCUCAUCAAGAUAUGUACAAGUCUGUGUAAAGUAGAAGAAAAUAUUUUGAUGAGUUUUUAAAACUUACUGAAUUUUGAUCAAAUAACGUGACCACUAUUUUAAUAACCCAGGGGCCUAUUUUCCUUCCUUUUAGUUCUUGGCUGACUUCCAGAGACCCAUGUGAAAUCAACCAUCAUUCUAUAUAAUGCCAACGUCACUAAGAUUUCAUUGAAAACAAAGCAUUUGUUUAGAUUUUUCAAAAACAGAUAUAAAGCUGUAUCAUGUUUGUUAAAAUGUCCCCUGUAUAGCUAGAGACUUUUAAAUGUGCCUGUUUUACUGAAACAUCUCUAAAAAGUCUGUAAUGUCCUCAUGAAUGUUUGUAUAAUAGAGUAACCUCAUUAACUAUAAUUAGGUGUUAAGACUGCUUUUAGCACAAAAGAUUUCUCCUGUGUGUUUCCUGAGUUCGAGGUAUUCUCUGAGAGUGGGAGAAACACUUGUACCCCCCUCACUGGGCUUGUGCCACUAAGAGAAAUAUCAAACAUUAACAAGAAAAUUGGCAUUUUCAAAUUUUUGAAUGCUGGUGCCUUGUAUCUUAGCUUGCAUGUGAUUGUCUCAUCAAAGAACUCUUCUAAUUUAAGUAUUAGCACACGUCUGUUAAUGUGUUCAAGUGUGAUUAUCAUCCCUGGAAUAAAACACUUUUUUUUUCUGUUGUAA